Branchiostoma belcheri (Belcher's lancelet) is the source of this 2393-nucleotide messenger RNA. RefSeq names its product eukaryotic translation initiation factor 4 gamma 1-like. Gene Ontology annotation, cellular component: eukaryotic translation initiation factor 4F complex. Gene Ontology annotation, molecular function: translation initiation factor activity; protein binding; mRNA binding. Bases 132 to 1994 code for a protein of 620 amino acids. The transcript has 14 exons. The record is from RefSeq and is a predicted model, not a curated record. Lineage: Eukaryota; Metazoa; Chordata; Leptocardii; Amphioxiformes; Branchiostomatidae.
GUGAUGACGCAACCGAACGUUUCAAAACAAAAUUCCUGAACAGGAGCUGAGAAAAACGUGCGAUCGUUUCGGGCGCCAGAAGUCGUCAAAACGCACAAUUUUACUCUUUCUGUGAUGAGGAUGUAUUCAAGAUGAAGGGCAGAGGUGAUACCAACAGACAGGGUGGGAGGGAACAAUUGCAAGAACAGGCCAGCCCAGCUUUGCUAGAUACAUGCACACUGCAUCACACCGAGGACCCCUGGCAGCCCAGCUUCAAACUGCAGCAGUAUGGUGCCUAUAGCAACUCUGGAACACAGGAAGUGUUGCGGAAAGUUCAGAGCAUCCUGAACAAGCUGACUCCACAGAAGUUCCAGACGCUGUGUCAGCAGGUUCUGGACCUGGACAUAGUGACGGAGGAUGGACUGAGGGGUCUGACUCACCUGGUGGUGGAUAACAUGAUCACAUCAUUCUCACCUGCCGGACCUAACUACGCAGAGGUGUACGCCAACCUGUGCAGGUGUCUCAUUCAUCUGAAGGCUCCCAGUAAGGACCAUCCGCGGGAGAUGAUUAACUUCCGACAGGUCCUCCUGCGCAGGUGUAAGGCGGAGUUUGAGAGGAUCAGCGAGCUGGGACAGAAAAUCAGCAGGGGACAGCAACUUCUGGAGGUGGUGCCGGAAGAGGAGAAGCCAAAGUUGCAGCUGGAGCUCCUGAUGGCCAAACGCCGAGCGCUGGCGAUGGUGAGUCUGAUCGGUGAACUGUUCAAACUGAAACUGCUGACGGCUAACAUCAUGCACAGCUGUGUGGAGAAACUACUGAAGGCGUGUUCAGAGGAGAGUCUGGAGUGUCUGUGUCUCCUGCUGACUACCAUGGGCAAGGAGCUGGAUCUGGAACAGUCGAAGGCAAAAGUGGAUCAGUAUUUUGAAACUUUGCACCAGAUUAUCAACCAGAAGAGGGCUUCUACUCGCAUGUGCUUUCUGAUGAGGGACCUCAUUGAUCUAAGAAUGAAUGACUGGGAGCCCAGACGACCCAAGAACGUGCCGAAGACCCUGGAGCAGAUCCACCGAGAGGCAGAGCGGGAGACUCAGCAACUACAGCAGAGACUGGGGCAGCAGCCCAGGCAGCGCAGGAGACAGUGGGAGAGAGGCCGAGGCUGGCGGCAGGGAGUGAGGAGGGGGAGGGGGGCAUGGGUGUUCCAGCAGCUGAGAGAACUGUCCAUGAACGUACACCUGCCUGCUGCUGCUGAUAGCAGUGUGGACACCGUGAGAAGUAGUACCAGUCUCCCAGAACAGACAGUAGGCUGGCAGCAAUAUGGGAGGUCAGAGACGUGGGACGCAGCGUGGGACAUGCUGGAUACACCCACACCCGACCCAGUCAGUACACCUACGUCUGACCCAGCCACGCCACAGAGACAGCAUACAACAGAUAAACAGCCUGAGACUACCUCUUUGACUGCCCAAACUGUGGAGAACAGAACAGAGGCUGCUGUUGAGGACAGACCCAGACUUCCCAUACAACAGAUCGCUGCUUUCCUGGACAUCCUGGUUAAAGAGGACGUGCAAAAUGAACAUAUCAUUGCCUGGAUCCAGGACAAUAUUGAUGAAGCGAGGAGAAGAGAGCCAGUAUUCAUCCGUACUUUGAUGACUGCUGUGUGUAAAAGUGCAAUCACAGGUGAAAGUCCAAGUCUAAGGUGUGACACCCAGGCUGUCCAGAAGAGAGUUGUUCUGUUGCAGAAGUACCUGGACAACGAGAGCACCAGAGAACUGCAGGCACUCUUCGCACUACAGGCACUCAUAGUAAAGCUAGACCAUCCCCCACAUCUCCUGAGGAUGUUCUUUGACACCCUGUAUGAUGAAGACCUCAUCUCCGCCGAGGCCUUCUUUGCCUGGGAGUCAGACUCUGAUCCAGCGGAGCAGGCUGGGAAAGGCAUCGCCGUCAAAUCUGUCACCGCGUUUCUCGUGUGGCUCAGGGAGGCGAAGGAUGAGUCCAGCUCAGAUGGACAGAAGGAAAAGGGAUGAAAAAAAAUUGUAUUGAAUUUGUGAUGCCAGAAAAUAAAUGGGAAAGACCACAGCUCCAUUUUCCUUUUUCUUGUUUAGGGCCAUAUGCUGAUUACAUUAUAUGGAUGACAUUGACACACAUCAAUUUUUUGUCCAUUUCUACAUUUUUUUUGCACACUCGCUUCAGUUUUGGUGUACACAGAGGAUGUUAUCCAUAUAAUCAAAUCAGUGUGGCCUAUUAGACAAAGGUAACGGUGAGAUGGGAAAUCUUCAAAAUUGUAGCAUUUUUGUUGUAAAAUUUACUUCUCAUAAUUUGGCUCCACUGAAUAUGGAUACAGAUGGAUUAUCAUAGAAACGUGUGUUUUACUGAAAUGAAUUUUUUGUCCAACAUUUCUGAAAUCUUGAUUUGUCAUUAAAGAG